Messenger RNA from Plasmodium cynomolgi strain B, 453 nucleotides. Its product is annotated as CYIR protein. The annotation marks the transcript as partial. The transcript has 2 exons. The record is from RefSeq and is a predicted model, not a curated record. Lineage: Eukaryota; Apicomplexa; Aconoidasida; Haemosporida; Plasmodiidae.
AUGUAUUACAAUUACAUAAAGAAUAGUUUUGAUUUAUACUAUAGUAUGAAAUUUGAAGAUAGCAGUACAUGUUCUCAAAAAUUUAGUGAUGAAUUAGUUGCUUUUGAAAAGAAAAUUGAUAAUUCUAAGUUGUGUGAAUUGAAGAAUAAGUGGCCUCAUAGGUGUUUAGAUUUAGUAUUCAAUAAAAACAAUAAAGCAUUAUGUUCAUCAAAACAAGAACAAUCUAAUGUGCAUACUCAAGAAAGAUCGAAUGGAUUUGAGACAACAAACAAAUUUAAUAAAAGUGUUUUAGACACGUUUUCUGCAUUUAAAACAUAUGAAGAAUCUAACAGUAACAAUGACUGUUAUAAAUACUUCGAACACUCUAAAACUAUAUAUGAUUUUGAAAAAAGCUACUCAGGAAUUAAUUAUUUUUGUAGAAUGUUAGUAAGAAGUUUGUACGAAAUAAAAUAU